GCGGGGCCCUAGGGAGGCCCCUCCCCUGAGUGGGCGGGGCUUGGAGAAGAAGCCUAAGCCAGCCAGUCCGUCAGUCGCCUUAAGUUGGUCAGGAGCGGAGCCAUGGAGAAGACCCGGCGGCCCGUGGUGGUGACGGGGUUUGGCCCGUUUGGAGAACAUUCGGUCAAUGCCAGCUGGAUCGCCGUUCAGGAGCUGGAGAAAAUCGGCCUCGGAGAAGAUGUGGACCUUCACGUUUAUGAAAUUCCUGUGGAGUACCAGGCAGUGCAGAGGCUCAUUCCAGCCCUGUGGAAGAAGCACAGCCCACAACUGGUAGUCCACGUGGGCCUCUCAGGCAUGGCCACCACUGUGACGCUGGAGAAAUGUGGCCACAACGUGGGGUACCGUGGCUUGGACAACUGCCGCUUCUGUCCGGGCUCCCAUUGCUGCGUGGAAGGGGGCCCUGAGUGCAUCGACUCGAUCAUCGACAUGGACGCCGUGUGCAAGCGAGUCUCGGCGCUGGGGCUUGAUGUGGCAGUCACGAUAUCGAAGGAUGCCGGCAGGUACCUCUGUGACUUCACAUACUACACCUCCUUGUACCAGAGCCAUGGCCGGUCGGCUUUUGUCCACGUGCCCCCGCUGGGGAAGCCUUACAGUGCCGAGCAGCUGGGGCGGGCCCUCCGUGCCAUCAUAGAGGAGAUGUUGGCUGUCUUGGAGUGCUCAGAAAGCAACAUCAACUGCCACAACGAACACUGAGCACGGACCAAUGCUCCCUCCCCUCGGUUCUCUCACUCUUGCACUUCUGAAAAAACAAAAACAACAAACAAAACAAACCCCUAAGGGAAUCCUUCGUAAAGGCCUGUUUUUGUGGAAUCCGGGGCAGGGAUUGCUGGCGGCGUCCGACUGAAUCUGGCAGAGGAUUCCGCUGUCUUCUUUGGCUUUGCUUCUCAUUCCUGCACUGCAGGGCUGGUCUCACAGAAGCUGCCUUGGCCUUGGGAAUGGGAGUCCCCCCUCUGAACGGAGAUCCUCUCUCAAGUGUACAAUUUGUUCCACUGUUGGAUAUCCAAAGGGUCUCCUGCUUCUGAAGAAGCCGUGCUCAGUCUCCCCACAAAAGAGGGCUUCUGUUUCUGCCGCAUCUGAAGCGUACGCCACCAUUUCUUGGGGCUGCACAUCUUUGGGACCCUUGGGGAAACUCAGUAGUAGGAACAGGGUGGGCAGCACCUCGUACACGCCAAAUAAUCUUGGCAGUGUUUCUCUUUUUUUAAAAAAGGGACCGAUGUUCUUUGAAUCUUGCCUUUCUCAAAUCCGGCAACCACAUACCUCUGAAAUGCACCGCGUCUGUUCUGGACACCUUUUUUUCCAAGCAUCUACGGGAGGGGAAUAUCUCGCACCCUCUUUAAGACAACUGGUGGUUUUCUUUUCCCUUCUCUGUGUCUCCUGCAAACCUCUCACCAUCCCCAGUGCCUCCGAGGUGUUCAGACACACUCGCCUUCCCUUGUACCUUAAGCAAGAUUGGAGACCUCCUUUUGUAAAGCCUUCUGCUGCACUGGGAGGGCCCUGGCUGUGGGUGCCAGCUUUGGGAGAGCCGUGCCCAUUCCUUGAUGGCUGCAGUUGAGCCCGUAUUGGGAGGACAAGGCUCGCUUGGACCCAUAGCCAUUUGCGAUGGAUAGACGGACGGACUCUCCUCCCUCUACCCUGCUUCCCGUUCCCCUCAAUCCCGCAGCCUGCGUUGGACUUGCCCUCUUCUCAGCUUUGCAGAAAAUACCCUGCACUUUCCCCCCUUAUUUUCUUUUUAGCCUGGUUAGGGUGUAAUGCGCGAACAAGAGAUUAAAGAUUGUUAAAGGAAAGAAAA
Molecule: messenger RNA, 1828 nt
Organism: Anolis sagrei ordinatus
Lineage: Eukaryota; Metazoa; Chordata; Lepidosauria; Squamata; Anolidae
Gene: PGPEP1
Product: pyroglutamyl-peptidase I
Biological process (GO): proteolysis
Cellular component (GO): cytosol
Molecular function (GO): pyroglutamyl-peptidase activity
Source: RefSeq, a predicted model, not a curated record